UCAGAAGUCGCGAUUACCAUUUGGCGUUGUUACUCGAUACCCAACAAUUUGCCUAGGAACCCUCGGUCAAUCAACCAUCUCACUCAACCCCAAAUAUUGGGAAAGCGCGACUUCAACAACGAGUGCUUGGUGUCUGACCUAACCAAGAAUUCUGUCAGACUACACCUUUCUUGGCUUUAAUUGAAACAAAGUUGAACAGUAGGAGAACUAGGAUAAGCCCGUACUCAUCAACGCCGUCCGCUAAUUCCAACCUAAGAACUAAUGUUCUUAGCUAUGCUCCACAAAGUCACGUUAUCGAAAUGACAUCUUCGCCUACUCGAAAGCACCGAGAUUUAGUUUCAAUAUAUUCAACAUAUGCGAAUGGGUUGUUGGUUGGUGGCGAAAUAAGGUUCGCUUAAACGGCUAAAUUCAACUGACAGAUCCGAGUUGUUAUUGCUUUUACGUGCAACCAGUCAUGUCAAGACGUCUACAAUGUAUAAUUUUAGUUUGUGUUUUUGGAUUAAGUAACUGCGUUCAAGUUUCAGGACUUAUAUAUCCUGUGGCAUUCUACCCAUUUAAUAACGAGUACAAAGCAUCUGACAUUAGUUGCUACAGAAAYAAAGAAGGAAAUGUUGUUGGUGCCAAGUUAACUACAGGCCCGAAUGGAGUUCCACAGUCUGCCUAUGACUUUGCAGCUACUAAAACAAACUACAUUGAACUUCCUGGUACUGAGUACACAGAUACUAAAUAUUCAAUGACUAUUCUUAUUUGGGUAUACCACUCAGGGUUUUCYGGACCAAUAGUUGACUACGCUACUGAUGGGUCUGGUGUUAAUUUAUGGAUGACUGGUAAAGACACCUUAUAUGGAAAAAUAAAUAGCCGUAAUGGCGAAACAAAUGAGUUUCUCAGUAGCAAUCAAAUAGCAUUGCAAUAUAGCUGGAAUUAUGUUGGUAUUAGUUACAAUUAUGGCACAGGUUAUGCUAAAUUAUGGGUUAAUGGUAUCAAAGUGCAARAAGUUUAUGUUGGCAAUAUUGAACUAAAGACUGCAGGUUUGUUACGUCUGGGUGCAUUAGACACUGAUGACCGAUAUUUCCGUGGUAAGAUAUCAUGUCUGCAGAUCUAUGAUAAGGCACUGACAGCGUCUGARAUAUUGGUUGCUAAGAAUAGAUGUAAGAAGCCAGGUCACACUGCAAUAGACUGCACCAAAAAAGGCAACACAGAGUGUGGAGGUACAAUAUCAUCRGAAGCAGGUACCAUAAUGUCCCCACGGUACCCUAGAGAGUAUCCUCCUAACACAAAGUGCAUUUGGAAGCUUGAAACUCCCAAGGGUAAAAGAAUCAUGAUAAGAUUCAGGAACAUCGACCUGGAGAAAGAAUCCUACACUUGCGGCGACUACAUUGAAGUUUAUGAUGGCUUCAACACAUGGUCAACACGAUUAGUCAAAUACUGCAAAUCACCAACAGAUAAGCCAUUUGAUUUCUUAUCAAAGUCCAACAAAAUGAAGAUAGUGUUUCAAAGUAAUAGYGACAAUCACGGAAAAGGAUUUUCUGCCUCCUAUAUAUCUGAAGAUCAAGUAAAACCAGCUUCAAAAGAAAACAAUCUGGACCUAAGUGUUCAUUACACUGGAAUUGUAAUAGGUGUUGCUUGUGCWGCACUUUUAGCAGCAUUAACUAUCAUUGCAAUCAAUCAUAAUAAGCAAAGCAGAAGAAGACGAAGCAGYACCAUGUCAUCWAGAAGGUCAAGAAGAUCAGAGAGUGUUUCUUGCACCGAUGCUUCAUUGCCGUCAGGAGCACCUCCACCUUAUCACAUAGUAAUGCAAUGUCCAGAGCUCUAUCCACCAUCACCACAGAUGACCCCAAUUCCAUGUACAGGAGGCRUAAGACCAAGACCGUCUCCUGCUACAAGGGCCUGUAUCUACAACAGUUCCUCAGAUGAUUCAGAUGCCGAAGGUCUACCACCUUAUCCUGGCAUCACUGGUACAGAAUUAAGAAAACUAGGACAACAAAUAUAUCACUUAGCAACUGAGGCACAAAAUACAAAUAUUUCACAAUCUAUGUCAAGCACUGAUGAUGCAGAUGAUCCACUGACAGAAAGCACAUCAAGUAUUUCUGCAACAAUUCAUGAGAAUCACAACCAGUUUAGUAACCACUCUAUAACUGGCUCUUGUCAGGAAAACAAUGGUCAUUUGCCAGAAAUUUUGGAAAAUGAAAUGAGAUCUCCAUAUUGUGAAAAUGAAGAAGAUGGGGAAACGUCAAGAGACAUGUCAUACAAUCAGGAGCAGUGUAUAUGUGACAUUCUGGACCAUAAUGGCAGAGAACGAGGUGAUACACUGAGUAGUAUAGUAGGGACAGUAGUGUAGAGUCACAUGGUUAUCAGUGACUUUAACRUCRGAGUUGGAGUGGCAAAUGCACUGUGCAUUAGAUAAUAUAUUUUUMAAGAGAUGCAACAUGUUGACACAAGAUUCAACAUUACUUCAUUAGUCAAGUAUUAUAUGACUGCAUAAAAGUUGUGCCAUCUGACAAUACAUUCAGCAAUAACACAAAGAACCACAGCUAGGCUUUGGGAUGUAGGAACAGUGUAUCUUGGCAUAMAAYUAUCUCAAUCCUGUAACUUCUAUCAGUGCAUUUAGAUCUGAAAGUGCACUAUGCCAUCUUGCAAGGAACAUAAAUGGCAGGUUGUGAAUGGAAUAAAACAAUGUCCACUUCCCCAUCAACCAUCUUCAAUAUUACCAACAUUCACUGAAUCAGUACAAUAUAUUAUUAUAAUUUAGUAUAUCUACAGUACUAGCAUGUGUUCAGUUCCAGGGCUUCCAUYAAUAACAGAUGCAUUUGCACCUGAUGGGACCACCCUGAGCCUUAUACUAAAUAAACUAAGAUAUAUUCAGUUGCAAGCUACAUGUAGGUACAUGUAUAGUCGUGCAUUUAACUCAACUAUAGUCUUCCUAGGAAAAACAAAAACAUCCAAGAUAAAACAAAGUGGAACAAGACAAUGCAUUGUUAUCAUGAAUGCAAGUUAUACAUUUUGUGCUCCUAMUUGUUGUCAUAGAGAAAUAGGACAUUUGAACUGUUGUAAAAAGAAAAUUCUU
Molecule: messenger RNA, 3064 nt
Organism: Exaiptasia diaphana
Lineage: Eukaryota; Metazoa; Cnidaria; Anthozoa; Actiniaria; Aiptasiidae
Exons: 6
Coding region: 455-2338 (627 amino acids)
Source: RefSeq, a predicted model, not a curated record